GAAAACAACCUAGUAAACACUUUUCUCCAGAUCUGCUUUACUAUUUACUGUCAUUUUGAGAGUUAAGGUAACGUCCUGCAGCAGCGUCUGACUUCCACCCAGCAUGGACGAAGACACUUUAAAGCUGCUGGUGAAGCUCACUCAGGAGGGACAGUUAAACUCUCUGGAGAAAAGGAUAACGUCAGGCGGCUUGGCGGCGGCUCAGACUGUCAGCAGUAAACACUAUGGUCGCUCCGGGGACACCCUGCUGCACUACGCUGCCAGGAACGGACACCUGGACAUCGUGGAAUAUCUAAUAACGCGGGUGGGCAUGGAUGUGGAUGUGUACAACAACGACUACAAGAGGCCGCUGCACGAAGCUGCAUCCAUGAGCCACCAGGCGUGUGUUAGCUACCUGCUUCGGGCAGGAGCUCAGGUGGACAGUCUAAAGAAAGCUGACUGGACUCCCCUGAUGAUGGCCUGCACCCGAAGAAACCUCGACGUGAUCCAGGAGCUGCUGUGCCAUGGCGCUGACCCUGCACUGAAAAACAAGGACGGCUGGAACUCCUUCCACAUCGCCUGCAGGGAGGGCGAUCCUCGGGUCGUACAGCACCUUCUUCUUGCCACGCCGGAUGUCUGGAGGACAGAGAGCAAGACGCGCAGGACACCACUACACACUGCAGCGAUGCACGGCUGUGAGGAGGUUGUUGGGAUCUUGCUGGAGAGAUGUGGCUACACCCCAGACAGCACUGACAGCUGUGGAGUCACUCCUUUCAUGGAUGCUGUUAGGAACGGACACAUUUCGGUGGCCAGGCUGCUCUUAGAAAAGCAUCAGGCAUCUCCAACAGCAGCUGACAUUAUUGGGGCCCAGCCAGUGCACCAGGUCGCUGUCACCGGCCAGGAGGAGGCGCUGCGGUUCCUGGUGCGGGACCUCAAUGUAGAUGUGAAUCAGAGGGCAACUAAUGUCCAGCUCACUGCCCUGCAUUAUGCUGCAAAGGAGGGCCACACAUCUGCUAUAAAAACACUACUAGAGUUGGGGGCAGAUCUCCAUGCUCGAGACAAAAAGGGAAGAACUGCUCUUCAUAUGGCCUGCAUCGGGCAGCAAGCUGAUGCAGCAAGGACACUCCUGCAGCUCGGACUCAAAGACUCAGAAGACACAUCUGGCAUAACAGCACGGCAGCAUGCCAAGAAACCAGACGUAGUGCGAGCAUUCGAAUGUGGCUUACUGAAACCAACAUAAACAUUACCAUAGUGAUACAGAACACAGAUUUGUCUGUAGCAUUAAUUUAAGUAAAGGAAGGAACCUAAAACAUUUAAUGUGGUUAAAGCCACUCAGUUAAGGGUUUGAAGAUUGCAAUAAAUCUACUUCACUGUG
This is a messenger RNA of Epinephelus lanceolatus (giant grouper), 1354 nucleotides long. RefSeq names its product ankyrin repeat domain 16 (gene ankrd16). The record is from RefSeq and is a predicted model, not a curated record. Gene Ontology annotation, cellular component: cytoplasm. Lineage: Eukaryota; Metazoa; Chordata; Actinopteri; Perciformes; Serranidae. Gene Ontology annotation, molecular function: protein binding.